Messenger RNA from Alternaria conjuncta, 1626 nucleotides. RefSeq lists its product as uncharacterized. NCBI's taxonomy places the organism in Eukaryota, Fungi, Ascomycota, Dothideomycetes, Pleosporales, Pleosporaceae. The record is from RefSeq and is a predicted model, not a curated record. Bases 1 to 1626 code for a protein of 541 amino acids. The transcript has 2 exons.
AUGCCACCCAAAAGUGCAGAAGUUGAUCCUGAUGUCGCGAGCAGCGCAGAAGAGUUACCACACGACCAAAGCGACACAACUUCCAAUAGACCGAAUCUAAGAGCAAAGAGAACACCAGCACCACUGUUGCAGAGCGGUGAUACGACCUCCAACACCAGGAGAGCGGGGCGGAGCAACGGUCCUAGAUCUACAGACAGUCUCAAUGAGUCCCAGCAUAUUUACCAGGACUUGGAAGCACAGAGAGAAGAACUCUCGCGAAAUCUGAAAGAGACGAAGGAAGAAGCCGAGAUACCCAGGUUCGAGGAGCACCUCACAAACCGAGCUCGAGCGCAAGACAUCAAUGACAGAAAUCGGAUAGCUCUCGUUCGUGUGGCCAACAAGGCGGUAGGCGGGCAAGAGAAAUUCGACCGUGUUUAUCUCCAAGACAUUGAUAAGGUGAAAGACCGAAUACAGCAGUCCAUACGGGAUGGGCAGCCACCUGGGCUACUUUCAGGAGACGAUGCUUACGAUAAAUUCCUACGUCCAAUUCUCAAAUCGUUGGAAGAUGAUAAAGUGGGUCAAACGGAGACACUCGAUUACAACAACAUGGGCCCACAUCACCUACAUGUCAGGAUACCAAGGGCAAAGAGUCAAGCUGUGGGAUUAGGUAGACCGCGAUUUCCGCCACUCGAUCCGCCGAUCAAUUUGAAACUUGAUGUCGAUGCCAUUGAGAAGAGAAGGAAGAAAGUGGAAGAUGAAAAUAAGGAUGAAGAGAUGGACGAGUCACACUCAGAACGUCGAGCACGAGAGACUGGGCUUUCGGAAGGACUACCGACAGAUAGUCAUGUUAAUGACGCAUUAGCAACAGCGAAUGAUCUUAGCAGGACGCGACUGGAGAGUGGCCUGUUCAUUUCAGCGGGCGAGACAUGGAACGACUGGGAGACUUCCGACGAGCGAGAUGCACCGAAUGAGCUUUACGACCCGCCGACCGAGGAGGAGAUGCCAGAUGAUGACAGCGACUCUAGUGACGACGAAAACGACUUGUUUGCAAUCAGUUACCGCGAAUGCAGUGGUUUGGCAGGUUGUCCCCGUGGUGGCGGCGGUGGUGGUGGUAGCGAUGACAAUGAUAGUGAUGAUGAUGGCAAUAGUGAAAAGGGGGAAAAGAAAGACACCAAUGAUCCAGGAGCACCAGCCAACCCUGCUGGUGGGCCGCGAACUGGGUCCGAACCUCGACCUCAAUCGCCAAGAAAGAAAGCGAAAAAACAUGACUACACGCAAUACAAUCGCCCACAAGUCCGUACAGCUUUGAAGUAUCGAGAGCAAGCUCAGAGUGCUCAGUAUGUUACGGAGCUCCACAAGCGUGCUAAUGAUUAUGACGACAACCCGAAACAACCUGGUACUAUUCAUCACUAUAUCCUGAAGGAUCGGAGUGUCGCAAAUCGUCUUGAGAAAAGGAUUACUGAACUGGGUGAAGGUUGGUCGACUGAAUAUAAAAAAGAACUCGAUGAGCAGAAUAAGAAUGGCGAACAAGUAGAUACUGACGUAUCCGAAGAGAACUCUCCCGCGUCAACCGGGAAGGGGAAAGCUAAGAAGACAUCUAAAUCUAAGGCAAAGAAGACGCAGCCAAAACGCAAGAGCAAGAAGUAG